This is a messenger RNA of Myotis daubentonii (Daubenton's bat), 2133 nucleotides long. RefSeq names its product probable ATP-dependent RNA helicase DDX10. NCBI's taxonomy places the organism in Eukaryota, Metazoa, Chordata, Mammalia, Chiroptera, Vespertilionidae. The coding region runs from base 178 to 1197 and encodes 339 amino acids. The transcript has a single exon. The record is from RefSeq and is a predicted model, not a curated record.
AUAGUUUGUUAGUUGCAGCCAAAAAUAAGUGUACUCUAUGCAUUCUUAAGAAGCAACCUGAAGAAGAAAAGUAUUGUAUUUUUCUCCAGUUGUAAAGAGGUUCAGUAUCUAUAGCGAGUGUCUUGCCGGCUAUGUUCUGGUAUUUCUAUCCUUGCUCUGCAUGGUCGACAGCAGCAGAUGAGAAGAAUGGAAACCUAUAAUGAAUUUGUUCGCAAGAGAGCUGCAGUACUCUUUGCUACUGAUGCUGCAGCCAAGGGACUGGAUUUCCCAGCUGUGAAUUGGGUUCUUCAGUUUGAUUGUCCUGAAGAUGCCAACACAUGUAUUCACCAUGCAGGUAGAAAUGCCAGGUAUAAAGAGGAUGGGGAAGCUUUACAGAUUUUGUUGCCCUCAGAAGAGAAAGGGAUGGUGCAGCAGCUCCUCCAGAGGAAAGUGCCUGUGAAGGAAAUCAGAAUCAAUCCAGAAAAACUUAUUGAUGUCCAGAAAAAAAUGGAAUCAUUUUUAGAUCAAGAUUUAAAAGAAAGAGCUCAAAGGUGUUUUGUUUCCUAUAUGCGUUCAGAAUAUCUGAUGAGGGAUAAAGAAAUAUUUGAUGUGAGCAAGUUACCUAUACCUGAAUAUGCCCUGUCUCUUGGUCUUGCUGUGGCACCAUGGGUAAGAUUUCUUCAGAAAAUGCAGAAACAACCAACCAAAGAAUUGAUAGUGAGCCAAGAUAAAAAAGUAAGUGAGCCAAGGGCCCCCUCCCUCACCAAUGAUGAAGUGGAGGGAUUUAGAGCCUACUUCAGUGAGAAAAUGUCCAUCCUUCAGAAAGGUGGGAAAAGACCAGAAGGGACAGAAGACGGACUGGCUAAUGGCAUUAGUGAUGAAGAGGAAGAAGCAAAGGAAGGUGAAGAAGAAGUGGAAGAGAAACUGGGAAAAGCAAACGGGUAUCAGCCUCAUUCUGGCCUUAGCACUGAUGAGCCACAGAAGCAGAACGAAGCUCGCAUGCAGUUCUUGGACAGAGAUGAUGAUAAUGAGGAAGAAGAAGAUGAACUUGGUGCUGAUUUCUUUAAGGUGAAGCAACACAAUGUGUUUGGGUUGGACCUUAAAGAGAAUAAAGCAUUACAAAAGAAAGAAUAUUCUAAAUCAAGUGUCAAGAAAAAAGUGACCAAAGUCGCAGAAGCAAAAAAAGUAAUAAAGAAAAAUUUUAAAGUAAGAAAAUAACGUUUACUGAUGAAGGGGAGUUGGUUCAGCAGUCACCACAGAUUCAGAAAUCUGUCAUGAAGGAUACUGAGGAAGAGGAUGACACUGGUGGUAUCAAUUUGGAUAAAGCAAAGGAAAGGCUUCAAGAAGAGGACAAAUUUGACAAAGAAGAAUAUAGAAAGAAAAUUUAGUCAAAGAAUCAGGAGGAAAGAUUGAAAGAAAGGGAAGCCAGAAGAGGCAAGCAAAGGCCAAAGAUGAAGAAGAAGCCUUUCUGGAUUGGAGUGAUGAUGACAAUGAUGUAUUUGAUCCAAACACACUUCCAGAUCCAGAUAAGUACAGAAGCUCUGAAGAAUCAGAUAGCGAAGAAAUGGAAAAUAAUAUUAGUGAUACCAAGAAGAAGCAGGGGACAAGGAAAAGGAACAACAGUGAAGUGGAGAACAUGGGACUCACAAGUCGUAGGAGAAAGAAGGCCAAGUGUGAAGUCUUAGAGCCGUUGGAUACGGGCCUGUCUUCGGCAGAGGAUGAAGAACUGCUGUUACAUCUGCUCAAAAGUCAAAGAUAAAUAUUUCCUGCUCUGUCUUCUUGAAACCUCCGGUCAUUGUCAUGUGGACAAGAAGUUGAAAAGCUGUCGGCUUUGGGGAAGUUAGAUAAUGUGAGUCCUAGGCCCAAAGGAUGCAUUCCAGGCAGAAGUGAAAGUAUCUAAGUCCCUUUCACAGCAAACUCAGAGUGAGGGGGUGGAUCCUGAAUGUCUUGAUCCCUUUUCCAGCAUGUGCUCUGGUAGAUUGUCCUCUUGGGCUUUAUCCUGUGACAUCUUGUCACUGGAAAUGCUUGCUUUGUUUUAAUAGCAAGAUCUGGAGACACUGUUUCAUUGUUAGGAAUUUCUUCUUAUCUUACAAAAGUGUCUGUGCUGUUACAUAAAAUUGCUCGCAUUUUUGAUUAUUUAAUAUCUUUAAAGAG